Messenger RNA from Mytilinidion resinicola, 533 nucleotides. RefSeq lists its product as uncharacterized. The transcript has a single exon. The record is from RefSeq and is a predicted model, not a curated record. The coding region runs from base 102 to 374 and encodes 90 amino acids. Lineage: Eukaryota; Fungi; Ascomycota; Dothideomycetes; Mytilinidiales; Mytilinidiaceae.
CGGCCAUAGGAGCAUCACAUUGGCGCCCGGAACCUGCAUCUUAGAAGUCAGAUGAAGAGCUAGGCACGUGGUACGUGAAGUAUUUGGUCGACCCCUAGGACAUGUGGCUGCUGACACAUAGGAUGCUUCAGACAUGUCGAAGUGGUUUGCAACGACUGUUGUUUAUACAAGCAUUAACUAUAUUGGACUGCAAGAACUGUUCCGACGUUGUCAUCGAGUUCUGCAAGACUAUGUACCCGGCACCGGUAUCGGAUGCCCAUCUCUUUCCCCGGAAUCCUGCUGAUAAGAUAGAUAACAGUGAGUGGAAUUUUCCUGCACGAGGCAUGGUGACGUUUUCUUCCGACUGUUCGAUGCUAGUCAUCGGUCUUCACUAGAGUGGACCUCACGAAUCAUUGUUCGAAACGAUUGUUGGAUAAAACUCCAUGGAUGACCCUCCUGGCCUUUGAAAGCGAGCACCGGACAAAGAAAGGCUUUAUUGCCUCAGAAGAUCGUCCGGGCGUAUCUCGGAAAGAUCAAUUAGAGUUCGCCGGGGA